AUGGGCGACAACGAUAGCUUCAACGGUUUUGAAAGCAAGGCCACAUUUCUGACAACGAUUGGUCAACCACAAGCACCAUUGCUACCGCGUGUUCAAGCAGAGGGACCGACCUUCGUCGACACACAAGCGUGCGUGUGUUCAUUACGCACCACUCCCGGACAAGAUGCGGGCGCUUCCUGGCGAUGUCUUGGCAACCGAACAGAGGAGAUGUACCUCACAAAUGACGGCAAAUGGUUCAACGCACAAAAUGGCGCGGCAACGCUUGACGGCCCGACAUACGAUUCGACAAAUCCUCCCGACAUAACGAAGGCUCUUAAGUGGGCUGAUGACAAGUCUGAAUUGGUGCCCAUCACAAGCAACAAAGACUUGCCAGUCUACGACCAAACCUGCUCAGGCACGAAUCACACAACUUUCUCCACCUCCUACUAUAGGGCAGCAGCUCAGCUUGAGCGAGACGAAGCACCCGUGGAUGGUGCUCCUUGUUUCAGGCCUGGUGCCGUACCUGUGCAAAUGCAAACCAUCGACGAGUGGCAGGAGCAUGGCUGUGCUGAAGGCUUUCUCUGUGAGUGUUUCUGUGGGCUCGAUCAUAUUUGUAUUUAUGCUGAUAUCCACACGGGCCAAAAUAACACUGUCAACUCUCUUCCGCAAUACUGCACGCCGUUGACGAUCUGCCAACGAGCCCGUCUGGCUGGCAAGGCUUGCGAGUUUGAGGGCCGUAAUAUUGGGAUGGGCGUUUUUGAGCCCAUAAUCUGCCAAGGGGGCUACUACUGCCCGCCAGCACAGAGGACAACCAUUCGAUGCCCCUCCGGUUCAUACUGCCAGCCCGGCGCACCAUCACCGACCCCUUGUAGCACCGGCAGCUACUGUCCCAAGGGCGCUACGAGCGAGGCUGUUGUGAUCCCAGUGGGCAUUGUUGUCAUUGUUGAUCUUUUCAUUGGCGCCAUCUUGCUGUGGGUUGUCUUGCGGCAGCGAAGGAAGAGUGGCAAGAGGAUGAGAUUCCCAGGAAUCCCAUUCAUGGCCAAGUCUGCAUCAAAGAAGGGAAUUCAAGCUACAGUCACGGGGUACAAGCAGCUUGACGACGAGAUAGACCAGGAGAUGCAACCUAUGCAGCCCACAUUUCUGCCAUAUAGGCCCGGGAAUGGCUUUCAGGCUGUUCUCGACGUGCCCGUGGCACGCGCCCCAACCGUCAAGUUGCGCCGAGCUAACACACUGGCUGCAUUGAAUCCGCAGCUCAAGGCCUUUGUCGACUCAAUGUCAAGAGCCACGGAUGUACAAGCCGACAACCUUGGCCUAUCUUUCGCAUACAACGGCCUCACAUUUCAACCGAAAGGCCGACCCACGCCCAUUCUACAGGAUGUCACUGGCCGCAUAGAUAAGGGAUCUCUCGUCGCCGUCAUGGGCGGUUCCGGCGCCGGAAAGUCGACCUUUGUCAACGUGCUCAUGGGCAAGACCAAGAACACUGGAGGGACUGUCACUGUCAACAACAUUCCGGGGAAGAUCGAGCAGUACAAGAAAAUUAUAGGCUACGUGCCUCAAGAUGAUGUUGUCCUUCCCGAGCUGACAGUCCGGGAAAAUAUCCUGCACUCGGCACGCAUCCGUCUGCCCAGAUCCUGGUCCGACAAGGACAUCUCGGCCCACGUCGACUCUGUUGUUGACUGCCUCGAGCUCUCUCACGUCCGAGACUCCCUAGUCGGCAGCGUUGGAAAGCCUGUCAUCAGUGGUGGCCAGCGCAAGCGCGUUAGUAUCGGUAUGGAGCUGGCCGCUGCGCCCAUGGCCAUUUUCCUCGACGAACCGACAAGUGGAUUGGACGCUACUGCCGCCAGCUCAAUCAUGCUGACCUUGAAGGCUCUUGCGCGUCUCGGUAUCUCGGUCAUUGCAAUCAUUCACCAGCCGCGUAUGGAGAUCUUCGAGAUGCUCGACAAUCUCAUUCUUCUCGGCAACGGCCAGGUCAUCUACGAAGGACCGGAAAAUGAAGCGCAGGCAUAUUUUGAGGGCAUGGGGUUCAAGUUUCCUAAGCACAGCAAUAUUGGCGACGUGGUUACAGAUAUCAUUACCGGUAAUGGGAGGGCAUACAAGAAGGGCGGUGACGUCUCUAAGGAGGCCCUCAUCAGCCACUGGGCAUCCCAUCAUCGCCGGGGCGAAAGCGAUGAAGAUUCUGGCGAUGACUCCGAGGCAAAGAGUAUCAGGGUCUCUAUGAGAGCACUUUUGAAACGCCGUGGUGCCCGCCGGCAUAAGCAGACAUGGCUUUGCCUCCGACGCGCCAUGCUGCAACAGUAUCGUCUCAAGCCCGCACUAUUCUUUGAAAUUGGCUUAAGCGUUCUUUCAGGAUUCCUCAUUGGUUUAUCUCAAGAUGGAAAAAAGGGUGUGCUCUUCCGAGGCUACUACAAGGCGCCUUAUGAGGACCUUAGCCUAUCCGCAGACUUUGCCUCACCAGCCCAGCUGGCUCUGCUCCAGGCCAUCGGCAUCGGUCUCAUAUGUGGGGCGCCGGGGGUGAAGAUAUUUUCAGAAGAGGUGAUUCUGCACAGAAGAGAGGCUGAAGCAGGCCACUCGCGGCUGGCGUACUUCCUUGCCAAGACGGUCUCUGUAUUGCCUCGGAUGGUCCUCAGCUGCCUUCAUUUCACCACCCUCGUCCACAUCCUUUCGCGACCCAUCAUCAGCUGGACCCUCGCAUACUGCAUGAACCUCUUGUACUUUUACUGUAUUUAUGGUCUUGCAAGUGUCGUCAGCAUGGUUGUCCGACGAGAAGACGCCCCCCUCAUCUCGACAAUGGUCAGCUUCAUCGUCGGCCUGCUUUCGGGAGCAUCACCUGCUCUCUCGCAAGUCAGAACAUGGCAUAUGGAAUGGCUUUGGCGGGCGUCACCGGGAACCUGGUUUGCGGAGGUCUACUUUGGCCAGUUGGCUGGGCCUUUCAAAUACCUGUACGACAUCGACAUGGCAGCCGAGUUCACAGGCUACAACCUCGGAACACUGCAGAUUGGAGCUUUGGUACUCUUUGCUAUUGGAACACUUUAUCGCAUUUUAGCAUUUGGUGGGUUGCUGGCUUGUGGCAGGAUGAGGAUUUAG
Verticillium nonalfalfae is the source of this 3063-nucleotide messenger RNA. RefSeq lists its product as uncharacterized. The transcript has a single exon. The record is from RefSeq and is a predicted model, not a curated record. The coding region runs from base 1 to 3063 and encodes 1020 amino acids. Lineage: Eukaryota; Fungi; Ascomycota; Sordariomycetes; Glomerellales; Plectosphaerellaceae. Gene Ontology annotation, molecular function: ATP hydrolysis activity; ABC-type transporter activity; ATP binding.